AACAACUAUCCAUCCAUCAUCCACAAGAGAAAAACCAAAACAAAAAGAGCACCAUCGACUUGAGAAGAAAACACUCAAUCCUAUCGGAUAGCAAUUUCGAAUUUCUUAGUGCCGAGCAGGAGCUACUCGUUGGACGCAUUUCCCUCCCACAUCGCUAGCCAUGAGGCUCCUCCAAUGGGGUCUUUCCCUUGGAUUACUUUCGACCAGCUUAUUCCCCACGGCGACAGCCAGAGGGAUACUGGCCAUAGACUAUGGAACUCAAUUUAUGAAAUUGUCGCUCGUCCAGCCUGGAAUCCCAUUCGAUGUCCUCCUCAAUCACGACUCUAAACGGAAAACCCAAGCCGUUGUUUCGGUCAGAGGCGAUGACAAGCUAAUUGGUGAUGAUGCUGCAGCCAUGGCGGCAAGAUACCCUCAGAACUCCUACCCUGGUCUGAAACUAUUGCUUGGUCAGCCGCUCGACUCUCCCGCCUACAAUCUACACCAAUCGUUAUACAACAUUCCCGCCGAAAGUACGACUCGAGGUACGAUCAAACUUAUGCCGCAACUCCCACCGAAGGGGAAUACUACCGUCACCUACCUGCCCGAGGAGCUCGUAGCCCUACAGUUCUCCUACGCUCGUGAACUGGCCGAUGCGGCCAGUGCCAACAAUCCAAACGCUGGCGUGCCCGGUCUCGGUGGUGAAAAGAUCACCGAUUGCAUCAUCACCGUACCCGGGUUUUUCAACCAAUUCGAACGCAAAGCUCUUCUCGAUGGGGCCGAAUUGGCCGGAUUGAAGGUGCUCAAUUUGAUCGACGAUGGGGCUAGUUUCGGGGUGAACUAUGCGAUGAUGAGGACGUUUGGGAACAAGAAGACGGGCUCCAAGUCGACUGCUGCUGAAGGAGGACCAGGGAUCGAAACCCACUUGAUCUACGACUUCGGGGCUAGUUCGAUCAAAGCCACUGUGAUCGAAUUCUCGAUGUUUGAAGAAAAGAUCCAUGUGUCCUCUAAGACCAAGAAGAAUGUGACGAUGGUCGAUGUGAAGGGUUAUGGCCAUCAGAGAAACAUGGGCGGACUGGUGUUCGAUCAGAAGAUUCGCGAUCUCCUCAAGCAGGACUUCCUCACUCAGACCAAGAUUGAUGUCAGUAAGAAUGAUCGGGCGAUGACUAAACUUUUGCGUGAGGCGACCCGGGUGAAGCAAGUCUUGAGCGCAAAUGCUGAAAGUCAGUCCAGGAUCGAAGGCCUAGUAGACGAACAUGAUUUUAAAUCGACACUCACUCGUCAAGCUUUCGAAGACGCUUGUGUCAAAGAGAUCCCUCAAUUCACUCAGCCAAUCCUUGACGCCCUUGAACAUGCGAAAAUGAGCAUGGCAGACAUCAAGUCGGUUAUCCUAGUAGGUGGAUCAUCACGAGUGCCUAUGGUUCAAGCUGCCGUCAAAUCACUUGUUGGAGAGGACCGCAUCGCAGUGAAUGUAAAUGCAGACGAAGCGGCGGUGAUGGGAGCCGCACUGUACGGGGCCGGGAUCAGUCGGCAAUUCAAGACCAAGGACGUCCGGAUCCACAACGUCUCUCCUCACGCCAUCGCGGCCUCAUACAAUGUUACCAAGCCUCUCACUCAGACUGAUGCUGCUUCGGCUGAAGUUGCGGCUACCAAAACUAUCACUACUACUUUGUUCCAAACUGGCUCGAAACUCGGGGCUAAGAAGGUCAUCAAGAUGAAGAAAGCCGAGGAUUUCUCGGUUCAGCUUGAUUACCUUAACCAGCCUUCUUACUUCCCAAGCUCGCUACUCAACGUCACCAUCCAUGGCAUCUCGGCAGCAUUGUUGAACUACACCAACGUAACUGGUCACGCCGUCCCUCUCAAAAACACGACGGUCAAGCUGGUGGUUGGAUUAGAUGAUUCUGAGCUGGUUCUUGUUCCUGAAGCGACUCUGAUCUUCCCGACUGAGACGAGUGUGGCCAACGAGGGAACGAUUGCGAACAAGAUUGCUGGAUUCUUUGGAGGUUCGACCAAGGAAGAGGCCGAAGAGGCGAUCGAGGAAGUCGCGACUGAGGAUGACAGCUCCUCCAAGAGCGAAUCCAAAGAGAAGGGAAGUUCGAAAGGAGCUCAAAGUGAAGUCGAAAAGGCUAAAGAAGCUUUGAAAGCUGAGAAUGCUGGCGCGACUGACACUGCUAGCAAGAAGCAGCAAGUCGAGAACAUGACCAUCAAGCUGACCAUCACACGUCAGAGCCUUGGGAUCCAGCCGAUGUCUACAAACGACAGGAUUGCCUCUGGCAAAUUCCUGCGUGAAUUGAAAGCAGCCGAGACUCGUAAGAGGAACCGCGAGGAAGCCCGGAACGCAUUGGAAGCUUACACGUACAAACUUCGCGACCGUCUCGAACAGCAGGUGUUCCAGUCCCACAGCACCGAACAGGAAACUAAGGACUUGAAGGCGGCCAGAGAUGAGGUCUCGGAGUGGUUGAACGAUUGGGCUGAACAGGCUCCGCUGAAGGAAUUGAAAGAAAAGAAACAGAAGUUAGAACGGUUGGAAAAGCCGAUCCAGAAACGGAUCGUCGAGACCAAAGAACGGCCGGCGGCGAUGGAGCGAUUGAAUGCGACUUUGGCGACGGCGCAGAGUACCCAACUGCUUCUGAAGCCGAUUCGCGAGGAUGGAGGGGAGUCUUCUCAGGACCCGAUGGCCAAGUACACCGACGAGGAGAUCAAGAGCUUUGCGGAGAUGGUCAAGACGCAGAAAGAAUGGUUCGAGGAGACCAGUCUCAAAGUCGCGCAACUCGAGCCGAAUCAGGAUCCGCCAGCUUCCGUCCAGGACUUCGAGGCGAGACUCAAGUUGGUCCAGAGUGAAAUCAAUAAGACCCUCCUCAAAAAGGCGCCCAAGAAGAGGAAGAACGCCGAUCAACAGCCGCCCUAUAGCGCUAAACCUUCCCCCGCUGAUUCGACAAUCAACCAAACUCAACAAUCCCACUCGCAAGAACAGGAACCAUCCUCGACUUCUCGUCCGGACGAUAAGGCUUCUGCUGAGGUUCCUGAACCGGCAGAGGAAACUCAUUCGAAGGAUGAGCUGUAGAGCACUUGUUUCUUGGUAUACAUAUACCUCGUUUUUUUUUUUUACUUUUUGUUUCUUUGAGGAUUUUUUUUUUUUUUUUCAGUUUAUGUUUCCGCUCUUCAUUUUUUUUUUUUCAUUUUUUUCUUGUUUUGCUUUUGCUUUUUUUUCUUCUUUUCUUUUCGGUCUUGUAGAAAGUCUUUUUUUUUUUCUUUAGGUCCUGAUCAUCAUACAAAAAAAAAUUGUAAGUACUGCAAUCAGUCUGCAACCUACACCAACAACAACAACAAAAAACAAAAACGUAUAUAUAGAUAGAAAUUCAUAGAUUCUUUUUUUCUUUCUUAUCCUCCAUCAAGUCAAAGAAGAUUUAUUUCUCAAAAACAAAGAUAUAUAUAAAAC
Molecule: messenger RNA, 3415 nt
Organism: Puccinia graminis f. sp. tritici CRL 75-36-700-3
Lineage: Eukaryota; Fungi; Basidiomycota; Pucciniomycetes; Pucciniales; Pucciniaceae
Exons: 10
Coding region: 161-3040 (959 amino acids)
Biological process (GO): cellular response to hypoxia; endoplasmic reticulum unfolded protein response; negative regulation of hypoxia-induced intrinsic apoptotic signaling pathway
Cellular component (GO): endoplasmic reticulum chaperone complex
Molecular function (GO): ATP-dependent protein folding chaperone; ATP binding
Source: RefSeq, a predicted model, not a curated record